This is a messenger RNA of Coffea eugenioides, 583 nucleotides long. RefSeq names its product non-specific lipid-transfer protein A-like. Gene Ontology annotation, biological process: lipid transport. Bases 55 to 423 code for a protein of 122 amino acids. Gene Ontology annotation, cellular component: membrane. The transcript has 2 exons. The record is from RefSeq and is a predicted model, not a curated record. NCBI's taxonomy places the organism in Eukaryota, Viridiplantae, Streptophyta, Magnoliopsida, Gentianales, Rubiaceae. Gene Ontology annotation, molecular function: lipid binding.
CUUGAUAUACACACAGUGUUGAUCUGCGAUCCAGAGGAUUCACCAUUUUCAGAAAUGGCAAGGUUGAUCGUGCUGGUUUUGAUUGCAACAGUGGGAGCCAUUAUUUCGGCUUCGAGGCCAGCAGCUGUUGCUGCAGUUUCUUGCAUGUCUGUUAAUGAUAACCUGGUGCCUUGCUUGCCAUACGUAACCGACGAAGUCAGUGAACCAAGCAGUGGUUGCUGUGAAGGUGUACAAAGGGUUCUUGAUUAUGCACCGUCCAAACCAGACCUUGUAGCAGUCUGCAACUGCAUCAAAGCAGAUUUGCCAGACAUGGGAAAGGUUGACACCCCUCGCAUUGCUGGGCUCCCAACAGCUUGUGGAAUCAGCAGAAACUUUCCUCGUAUUGAUUCCAACUACGAUUGCUCCAUGGCUUCUGAGUUCUGAUUGACUGCACCGGAGCUGCUCUGCUGAAGGACAACUUCUGUGAUGGCUCACUCGUUACCAGUUAAAUAAAGUUACUUUUCACUUGUGCCCGUUUAUCUAGAAUUUUUGUGGGAACUACUUGGAAAGGCAAAGAGGCAGUAGGUAGCUUAAUCAAGCUACC